This is a messenger RNA of Sinocyclocheilus rhinocerous, 930 nucleotides long. Its product is annotated as potassium voltage-gated channel subfamily C member 2-like. Gene Ontology annotation, molecular function: delayed rectifier potassium channel activity. The record is from RefSeq and is a predicted model, not a curated record. Lineage: Eukaryota; Metazoa; Chordata; Actinopteri; Cypriniformes; Cyprinidae. The transcript has a single exon. The annotation marks the transcript as partial. Gene Ontology annotation, biological process: action potential; potassium ion transmembrane transport. Gene Ontology annotation, cellular component: neuronal cell body membrane; presynaptic membrane; postsynaptic membrane.
AACGACUCCUUCACGGACUUCAGCCAGCAGUACGAGAUCGAGACGGACCCGGCGCUCACCUACGUGGAGGGCGUCUGCGUGCUGUGGUUCACCUUCGAGUUCCUGGUGCGCGUCACCUUCAGCCCGGACAAGCUGGAGUUCGUCAAGAGCAUCCUGAACAUCAUAGACUUCGUGGCCAUUCUGCCCUUUUACCUGGAGGUGGGCUUGAGCGGACUCUCCUCCAAAGCCGCCAAAGACGUCUUGGGGUUUUUGCGCGUUGUCCGCUUCGUGCGCAUCUUGAGGAUCUUCAAGCUGACGCGGCACUUCGUCGGUCUACGCGUAUUGGGACACACCCUCCGGGCGAGCACUAACGAAUUCCUGCUGCUCAUCAUCUUCCUAGCAUUGGGCGUCCUCAUCUUCGCCACCAUGAUCUACUAUGCCGAGCGGAUCGGAGCCAGCCCCAACGACCCAACGGCCAGCCACCACACCAUGUUCAAAAACAUCCCCAUCGGCUUCUGGUGGGCCGUGGUCACCAUGACCACUCUGGGCUACGGAGACAUGUACCCUCAGACGUGGUCGGGCAUGCUGGUCGGCGCGCUCUGCGCCCUCGCCGGAGUGCUGACCAUAGCCAUGCCCGUGCCCGUCAUCGUCAAUAACUUCGGCAUGUAUUACUCGCUCGCCAUGGCCAAACAGAAGCUCCCUAAGAAGAGGAAGAAGCACAUCCCUCAGACGGCGCAGACCGGCUCGCCGUCCUACUGCAAGACGGACCUGAGCACGGCCUGCAACAGCACUCAGGGAGAGCUGUGUUUGGGACAGAGCCGAGGACUGGAGUGCCACCGCUCAGGUGAGAGACGCUCGCCUGCUUCACAUGCUAAAAGACGGAGUGUGAUGCUUUUUUGGGUGUUCAGGGACUCUGGAUGCUGGGGGUAUGAUGAAAAGCUUGAAUUGUAA